Molecule: messenger RNA, 774 nt
Organism: Vanessa tameamea
Lineage: Eukaryota; Metazoa; Arthropoda; Insecta; Lepidoptera; Nymphalidae
Product: glycine cleavage system H protein-like
Exons: 5
Coding region: 31-498 (155 amino acids)
Biological process (GO): protein lipoylation; glycine decarboxylation via glycine cleavage system
Cellular component (GO): glycine cleavage complex; mitochondrion; cytoplasm
Source: RefSeq, a predicted model, not a curated record
CGCUUUCUUUGAAAAAUAAUCAAUAUAAAAAUGGUACUAGGGAGUAUAAUGCGUUCGGCGACGAGGUUGAGCCGGUCGGGCGUCACCCAUUGCUGCCGAAGAGCCUUUUAUAGCACAGAUAACAAAGGACGCUACUACACAAAGAAACACGAGUGGGUGUCAUUGGAUUCUGGCAUAGGGACCAUCGGUAUUUCAAGUUAUGCCCAGGAAGCUUUAGGCGAAGUUGUGUUCGUGCAGUUACCUGACGUAGGUCGAACGGUGGCCGCAGGCGAUGAGUGUGGAGCCCUCGAGAGCGUCAAAGCCGCUAGCGAGGUCUAUACGCCUGUCUCUGGAACUAUAACAGAGAGGAACGACACAGUCGAAUCAACACCGUCUCUUAUCAACAAAUCCUGCUAUGACGAAGGCUGGCUGUUCAGGGUGAAGCUGUCUACGCCGGAUGAGAUCCAGCAGCUCAUGAAUCAGACGGAAUAUGAGAAAUACCUCGAGGAGUCUCACUGACAUUGCAUUUGCCUUUAACUUUUCUUAUAAGUUAGAUAGUAACGACGUUAAUCUCUGAACCUCAUAUCAAAUUAUAUUUCGAACAGUUAAAUAUAAUUUGUAAACAUGCCGAUAAAAAUAUAAAACUCUUACAAAUAUACUCUAUAACAAUAUAAAAAUACAUGUCCAGUGUAAAAUCACUUGCAGAGUUAAGAAAUUAAAACUUUGCAAAAUAUAAUUUAUAUGAUUUGGAAAACGUAAUAAUUGUACUAUAAAAUUAAAGUUAUUUGUUACCAA